Anarrhichthys ocellatus (wolf-eel) is the source of this 986-nucleotide messenger RNA. It is a transcript of the gene bloc1s3, whose product is annotated as biogenesis of lysosomal organelles complex-1, subunit 3. NCBI's taxonomy places the organism in Eukaryota, Metazoa, Chordata, Actinopteri, Perciformes, Anarhichadidae. Bases 82 to 687 code for a protein of 201 amino acids. Gene Ontology annotation, cellular component: BLOC-1 complex. The record is from RefSeq and is a predicted model, not a curated record. The transcript has 5 exons.
UCACAUCGGAUUGGUUCUUGGAAAACAAGCCACUUCCUAGCUGGUCAUGUGAUUUGCAUUUUUAAAAUCAACAGAGAAGCCAUGUCCAGCGGGUACCAGAUAGUGGUGCAGGGCGAGGCCUCGGAGACGGACUCUGAUGAUGAAGUCUACAUCACCUCCAUGACCGCUCCCGAAAUUGCCACAGUCGGAGCCAAGGUUCCCGGGGAGGCGUCUGAAACAGACAGUGACGGUGAGGAGGAGGAGCAGGAGCAGGAGCAGCAGGCCGCGCGAGCCUUCUCUCUGAGCCAGGACAGCGCCCAGAUACUCCGGAGAGACCUGCCUCCUCUCAUUGUAGUCAGAGACCACCCUGAUAUACAGUCGAUAGUGGAAGACAGGCCAAGUCCCACACACAGACCACAAGGUGACACGCUGUUACAACAGAAGCUGCAGGAAUCUAACAGUCGGCUGUAUUCUGACGUGGGACAGACGGUACGGCAGGUUUAUGGCAGCGCCAGUAGAGAGGUUCAAAGUGCAACAGCUCAGCUAAAUACUUCGCAGAGCGCCAUCAUCAAUGCGUCCCACAGCAUCAGAUUAAUCCUGGAUGACUUGAAGGCUGUGUCUGAAAAGAUUGACAUCAUCACCAGCUGUCAAAUACUGCCCGAUAUCAACAUCAAUAAUCUAAAUAAUCAUACUACUCCUGUACCUUAAAUAUAUAAAUAAUGUAUGAAUAAUUGUAUAUUAAAUCUACAGUCACACUUUAGAUUGAUUUGUCUGUCAGGUGAUGUUCUCUCUUCCUAUGUUCCACAGCCGUCUUUCAGGCUAACUGAAUAACAUUUAACAUAGGAAUAUUCAUAAUAAACAUUUUCUUUUCUAUUGGAUCUUUGUAAAUCUGAUAGGUCAAGGAGGAAGACUUGCUCUGGCACUAUAAUAAUUUGUUUCCCUUGUGUGUUAAAAUUGUAACAUAAAUGUGACUCACUAAUAUAAAUAUAUUUUUUUGGAAACUUGAA